Molecule: messenger RNA, 279 nt
Organism: Mesorhabditis belari
Lineage: Eukaryota; Metazoa; Nematoda; Chromadorea; Rhabditida; Rhabditidae
Source: the annotation of a GenBank genome assembly
AUGUGGCCAUCGAUGAGAGUUCUCGUUUUGUUGGUGGCGUGUUUAUCGUGCGCUUUAAUGGCCAUCGACUAUGAGCAAGGGACACAGCAAUUAAACGAUAAAAGAAAUGAAGAUUUUGAGGAUUUGGCCAAGCGAUCUCCAUCGGCGAAAUGGAUGCGAUUCGGGAAAAGAUCACCAAAUGCUAAAUGGAUGAGAUUCGGCAAGCGUUCCCCAUCAGCGAAAUGGAUGCGAUUCGGCAAGCGAUCCACCGACGAUCUCCCCUAUGACAGCAUCGAAUAU